Messenger RNA from Cooperia oncophora, 471 nucleotides. The record is from the annotation of a GenBank genome assembly. Lineage: Eukaryota; Metazoa; Nematoda; Chromadorea; Rhabditida; Trichostrongylidae.
AUGAUGGACGAGUUGUAUCGACGUGAAGCGCCCAGUUCUGCCCGAUCCGAUCUGUACGAGAUGCGCUCCGUUCGAAUCAGUUCGCCUAGUCUUGCUGAUAUUGAAAUGCAGCCAGACAUGUUCUUCAAUGAGUUCACGCCUGUGAUGGGCAAAUUCGGUGCACCAAAAUGCCGUUGUACAUCGUCGCUGAUCUCCUUACUUGCAAUGUGUAUAGGUCUCGUCGUACUCACCAUUGGUCUCAGUCUGUUGAUCUUCUUCACCCAAGAAACACUAUUUUUACCUCCGGGUGGAGGAAUCACGUUUUCUGUGAUCGGGAUACUACUUCUGCUGAUUGGCUGUGUCUUCUGGACAUCAGAGUUUUUCUGUAAUGACUGCCUUACCGAUUGUUUUGUGAAGCUUCAAGAGGCACCUGUGAAGAAUGCGAUAAAGAGGCGAGAACAAACGAUUGAGAUCGGCUGCGAGUACUCGUAA